AUGGAGAACCCACACGAGGCAGAGCAGGCAGUCUUGCUCGAGAGGAUUAUCAAGAACGUAGACAAGUGCAAUGAGGCAGUCACAGAGAUGAACCACUGCAUCCGGGAGAUACUCGAGUCCUCCAAAGAAAUCCCAGUCACCGCUAAGCUCUUCACCAACUACUCCAGAAACGUCAACUACAACCUCGACGCGAUCGGAAAGAUGCCAAAGCCGCAAUGA
Messenger RNA from Dioszegia hungarica, 219 nucleotides. Its product is annotated as DASH complex subunit Dad4. Gene Ontology annotation, cellular component: DASH complex; mitotic spindle. The record is from RefSeq and is a predicted model, not a curated record. Bases 1 to 219 code for a protein of 72 amino acids. Gene Ontology annotation, biological process: attachment of spindle microtubules to kinetochore. Lineage: Eukaryota; Fungi; Basidiomycota; Tremellomycetes; Tremellales; Bulleribasidiaceae. The transcript has 3 exons.